Lycium ferocissimum is the source of this 4648-nucleotide messenger RNA. RefSeq lists its product as uncharacterized. Lineage: Eukaryota; Viridiplantae; Streptophyta; Magnoliopsida; Solanales; Solanaceae. The transcript has 6 exons. Bases 1304 to 3625 code for a protein of 773 amino acids. The record is from RefSeq and is a predicted model, not a curated record.
GUGGGUUUUUCCAAUUUACAUUUCUCUGAAUUUUUUCGUUUUUACAUGAAAUUAUUGCUCUUUGGUUUUGGUUAUUUUCUUGGUUAGAAUGGAGAUUUAUGGUUGAUUCUUAGUGGGGGUUUUCUCUUUGGAUUUCAUGGUCAUGAAUUGUUUGUCAAAAUCUAAUUUUAUGGUCAUGGGUUCUUUGCAUGUUUCCUUUUCUACCUGAAUCUUCCUUCUUAUUUAAAUUUUUGAGUUUUUAUUUGACUAAAUGGAGCUUUAUGCCUUAUUUUAAGUGAGGUUUUUUGGUUGGAAUCCAAGUGUCAAUUUUUCAAGUUCAAUUUUAUAUCUAAAUCCUAGUGUUUCAUAUUUGCAACAAUUUUGCCUCUUAUUGUUUUUUUUUUUUUUUUUUGUUAGUUUUGGGAGAUUUCUUUUUAUUAGAUGUAGGUAUAUGGUUUUUUUUUUUUUUUUUUUUUUGGUUUUCCAGUUCUAAUUUUGUUUCAAGAUUAUGGCUGGUUUGCUGAAUUUUUCCUUUGAUGCUAGGUAACUCGAUCGUGGGGAGAAUCCAGAAUUUGGAGCUUCAAUCAGUUGGGAGGUACUGAGUGUUGCUCUUGUAUUGUACCCUUUACAUUAGAUGGUCAUCAAUCAGUUGUGGGUGUUUUCUUUUUGGAGUUUGGUAGAGUCUUGAGUAUUUGCGAAAUGGUCUUAGAAUGCAUAUGAUUUGUUUUGCUUGUUGAUUGAGGUUUGCGGUUGUCUUAUUUUCUUGUAUAGACAGGCACAUAUAGGCACGUGCGUGUAUGUAUGUUUUUCUUAAUGGGUUUUAGAGCUAAAUUUUAAUUCGAGAUUUUUGCGGAUGCAUAAGAUGGUACGUUGUUAGUUAAGCUAUCUCGAUAGAGAUGCUUCUCUUCUUUGUUUCCAUGUAUGAAUCACUAGAAACUUGCAAAUGCUUUAAACAUUGUGUUAGGAUUAAUGUUUUAUCCAUGGAAUGAUUCAAAUUUUUAGUGUUGUUUCAAUUGUGGAAAGCAUUUAUACUUGUUAUUCCCACUUAAUAUCCAUCCGGAUUUGGAAUGAGCGAAAAAAUAGCAAAGAUUACGCAUCGGCGGUUCACGACGGUUCUUCUUCUCGCUUCUUAAGUUGUUAGUUUUAUAUUCUUAAUGAGAUUUACCUAGAAAAGAUUACACCUUUCAUAGAAUUGUUUGAUUGAUUUUUGGCCAAACUUUCCGUAGAGUUUGUUUGAAUUCAUCGAUUGAGGUCGCCUGGGUCUUGUUCCAGUAAACUUGACAUUUAGCUCGGUUGAUUGCGUCUACUUCUCUCCAGGAUUUUAAUGGACAAUGAAGAUAAAAGUUGGAUGAAUUGCCUAAGAUGGACGGAGGAGUAUAGUCGUGGAGUGAACAAUUUUCUUGAUAAGGCAUUUGAACGAGCUUCUCAAGGAGAUGAAAUAUUAUGCCCUUGCAAAAAAUGUGUUAAUCGCUACUGGCAUUAUAGAAAUGUCGUGGAAGAACACUUGGUUGUUGAGGGGUUUGUUGAUAAUUACACCAAAUGGGUUUUCCAUGGAGAAGGGUUUUACUCGAGAAAUGCACCUCAUCCAAUCAAUGAUGAUGAAGAUUCUAACUUGCGUGACAACAUUGAUGGACUGCUUCAUGAUACAUUUAGAAAUGUGGAGGGUGAGUCAGCACAUGAAGAAGUAGGGAGAGAGGGACUAUCUGAAGAUGCAAAGAAAUUUUUUAAAUUAUUGGAGGAAGGGAAACAAGAGUUAUAUCCGGGGUGUGAAACUUUCACUAAAUUGAGUUUCACCAUUCGGUUGUACUUGCUUAAAACCUUGCAUGGGUUGAGUAAUGUAGCAUUUUCAGACAUUUUAGCAUUGCUGAAGGAGGCAUUUCCCUUUGCCCAGCUACCAGAGUCAUUCAACAAGGCUAGAAACAUGAUAAAAGAUUUGGGUCUUCAUUAUGAAAAAAUACAUGCAUGCCCUAAUGAUUGCAUGCUAUUUUGGAAAGACAAUGAGAAAGCAGAAAAUUGCUCCGUUUGUGGGUCUUCUAGAUGGAAGAGUGUUGGUAAUGCCUUGACUAAUGCCAAAUCUAAAAUCCCUGCAAAGGUUUUAAGGUACUUUCCCUUAAAGCCUAGGCUUCAAAGGAUGUUUAUGUGUCCUGAAACAUCUGUUGCAAUGAGGUGGCAUGCUAAUGAACGACCCAAUGACGGGAAUAUAAGACAUCCUGCUGAUGGAGAAGCUUGGAAGGAUUUUGACUCUUUGCACCCAGACUUUUCUAGAGAUCCUCGUAAUGUCAGGUUGGGUCUUUCAAGUGAUGGUUUCAACCCAUUUCGAACCAUGAGUAUUUCUCAUAGCACGUGGCCUGUUAUGUUAAUGAACUAUAAUUUAUCACCGUGGAUUUGCAUGAAGUCGGAAUAUAUCAUGUUGUCAAUGAUCAUUCCGGGUCCUUCAUCUCCGGGAAAUGAUAUAGAUGUGUACCUACAACCAUUAAUUGCAGAAUUAAAGGAAUUAUGGGAAGCUGGGAUAGAAACUUAUGAUGCUGAAACCAACCAAACAUUCCGAAUGCGUGCAGCCUUAUUGUGGACAGUUAGUGAUUUUCCAGCAUUAGCAAUGGUUUCUGGAUGGAGCACCAAAGGGAAACUGGCAUGCCCCACUUGUAAUUAUGACACAUGCUCUCAAUAUCUCAAGCAUAGUCGUAAGAUGUGUUACAUGGGUCAUAGGAGAUUUUUGCCUCGCGAUCAUCCAUUAAGAAAAGAUAAGAAAUCAUUUAAUGGUCAGGAGGAACAUAGACCUGCACCAACUCCUUUGUCGGGUGUAGAGGUAUUUGAAGAGCUGCGUGAAUUCAACAAUGUUUAUGGAAAGGGCAAAAAAAAAAGGCCUCGGGAUAAUAAGGGUCCCUGGAAAAAAAGGUCCAUUUUUUUUGAAUUGCCAUAUUGGGCACAUAAUAAAUUGAGGCACAAUCUUGAUGUGAUGCACAUAGAGAAGAAUAUAUGUGAUAGUUUGCUUGGGACUUUAUUGGAUAUAGAUGGAAAGUCAAAGGAUCAUGUAAAUUCUCGCUAUGACUUACAAGAAAUGGGGAUACGGAAGGAGCUACAACCAAUAGAAGAUGAUAAUGGUAGUUUAAGUUUGGCUCGAGCUUGUUUCUCCAUGAAGCCAGAACAGAAACGGUUGUUUUGCACAGUCAUGAAAAAUGCCAAAUUACCAAAAGGGUGUGCUUCGAAUAUAUCACAACGUGUGCAAGUGAAGGAGAUGAAAAUAUCAGGGUACAAGAGCCAUGAUGCUCAUUUUAUAAUGCAUUACCUUCUCCAAGUUGCUGUUAGAAAAGCUUUGCCCAAGAAUGUUUCGCUGACCUUGAUUAGGUUGGGCAAUUUCUUUAGAGCCAUAUGUAGUAAGGUUAUAAGGCCAAGAGAUCUUGAAAAAAUGCAUUCUGAAAUUGUUGAAAUAAUAUGUGACCUUGAAAAGAUUUUUCAUCCAACAUUUUUUGAUAUAAUGCUACAUUUACCUAUUCAUUUAGUGAAUGAAAUUAAGUUUGGGGGUCCGGCCCAUCUUCGUUGGAUGUAUUCCAUUGAGAGGCACCUAUGUAAGUUGAAGGGGUUCGUUCGCAAUCGAUCUUGUCCAGAAGCAUCAAUAGCGAGAGGGUUCUGGCUGAAGAGUGCUUGACUUUUUGUUCGAGAUACCUACACGAUGGCGUGAAGACAAGAUUUAGUAGGUACCAAACUGAGGAUGACGAGUGCCUUCAAAAUUUGUCACCUAUAUUCCCUAACAUAGGUCAUCCAAUUGGAAGAGAGAAGAAAAAGAGAAACACUUUUCUUAUGGAUUCACAAUCCAAAGAUGAAGCACAUCGGUAUGCUCUGUUCAAUACUGGAGAUGAACAAGUGGAGAAGUUAAUUGAGGAACAUAAGAAUUUGAUGGGUAAUCAUACUAGAUCAAAUGCCUGGAGUUCUGAAUAGUCAUGGAUGAAGAAGACGGGGCUUUAAGAAAAAACAAAAAAGCAAAAGGAUCAAUGUUCCUUCCAGCUGGAUCACUUGCCUCGUUGGCAAACCAAAUGUCGUUGAGGGGAACAAAAAGAAAUGUUCAAGCUGAUUGCUCAAAUAGGAAAAAAAUAGCAUCCAAGGUUAGGAUCCCAAGUGCAAACUCAAGUGCAGCAAGUGCCAAUUCAUUCUACCUCUCUUGUAGAACAAGUAAAACAAGUACCAAGGCAUUCAACCACUUCUGCAGCACAAACAGUACUAGAACAAGUGCAGCAAGAGUCACUGCAUCCUACCCCUUCUACAAUACAAGCAGUACAGGAGCAAGUGCAACAAACGUCACAAGAUUCUACACCCCAAGAAGCAAAUGAAGAAACUGAGAAACAGGGUCCUUCCACAAAAAAAAAAAAAAAAGAGGUAGAACACAAAUGCAAAAUGUACAUGGACGGAGUGAGCGUAAAUUGAUCGUGCUAAAUAAGCACAACCAACCUGUUGGUCCUACUCAAGCGAUCGUAGCAGAGUUAGGUAGCUUCCUUGGCACAUUGGCAAGGAAUUCGACCUUUUGUCCUGUUAACGUAUCAAAUUGGAGGAAACUGAAAACACAUAAAGAUAUGUGGAAAUAUACCAAGAAAAUGUCCAACACUAACACAGAGAAUCGCAAAAAGUUGAGAUAUCCGCAUACUGUUGGCAAAAAAAGCUUUGCUGUAAUUCGCGA